Elgaria multicarinata webbii is the source of this 3195-nucleotide messenger RNA. RefSeq names its product solute carrier family 12 member 9-like. Gene Ontology annotation, biological process: cell volume homeostasis; potassium ion homeostasis; chloride transmembrane transport. Gene Ontology annotation, molecular function: potassium:chloride symporter activity. The transcript has 13 exons. The coding region runs from base 1 to 2676 and encodes 891 amino acids. The record is from RefSeq and is a predicted model, not a curated record. Gene Ontology annotation, cellular component: membrane. NCBI's taxonomy places the organism in Eukaryota, Metazoa, Chordata, Lepidosauria, Squamata, Anguidae.
AUGCCUGGCUGCCGGGGCGUCGGCGGCGUUGGCUUGUCGGAGCGGAGCCCGCUGCUGGCUUACCGCCUGUGCAGCAGCGUCUCGGUGGAAGCGGAGCCGCCGGGCAGCAGCAACAGCCGGGACCGCAAGCUGCCCACUUUCUCGGGCGUCGUGGUCCCCACCUUGCUCUCCAUGUUCAGCGUGGUGCUCUUCCUGCGCCUCGGUUUCGUGGUGGGUCAGGCCGGCUUGUACCAGUCCCUGGGCAUGUUCCUCGUGGCCUACUUCAUCAUUGGCAUGACCGUCCUGUCUGUCUGCGCCAUUUCCACCAACGGGGCCUUGGAUGCUGGUGGUGCCUAUUAUAUGAUCAGCCGUGCCCUGGGGCCCGAGUUUGGUGGCAGCAUUGGGAUUAUGUUCUUCUUAGCCAAUGUUUGUGGCAGCGCCCUCUACAUCCUGGGGCUGGUGGAGGCCGUCGUGGAUGACUUUGGCGUGCCAGGAGAGGGCACCACCGGCACGGCUAUCCACGUCCUGCCGCGCGGUUACUGGUUCGACCUCUUGUACGGCACGCUGCUGCUCCUCCUCUGCCUGCUCGUGUGCCUGGUGGGUGCCGGCAUCUAUGCCAAGGCCAGCUUCCUGAUCUUUCUCAUUGUGAUGGUGGUGCUGGGCACCGUGUGCCUCAGUUUCUUCGUGGUGCACCCCCACGCGGUGCAGCUCCCUCCGAACGACAACGGGACGGUCCGUGCCAACGCCUCCUUCACCGGCUUCAAGUACAGCACCCUCCUGGACAACCUGCGAGCUGACUACGGCGUGGAUUACACGACCGGACGCCUGAUGAGCUUCAGCACGGUCUUCGCCGUCAUGUUCAACGGCUGCACGGGGAUCAUGGCUGGCUCCAACAUGUCUGGGGACCUCAGGCGGCCCAGUUACUCCAUCCCCCGGGGCACCAUCACGGCUGUCAUCUUCACCUACAUCGUGUACAACUUGUUGGCUGUGAUGCUGAGUUGCACCUGUGACAGACUCCUCCUCCAGCGGGACUACAGCUUCCUGAGGGACAUCAACUUCUGGCCCCCAUUCGUCAUCAUUGGCGUCUACUUCUCCACUCUCUCGGCCGCCAUGAGCAAUCUCAUCGGGGCCUCCCGGAUCCUCUACGCCUUGGCCAAGGAUGACCUCUUUGGCAGAGUUCUGGCCCCGGCAAAGCGGACGUCCCGUGGGGGCAACCCCUGGGUGGCUGUGGUCUUCUCCUGGGUGCUUGUACAGCUGGUGCUCUUCUCUGGCAAGCUGAACACCAUUGCGGCCGUGGUCACCAUCUUCUUCCUGCUCGUCUAUGCCACCGUGGAUUUGGCCUGCCUGGCGCUCGAAUGGGCAUCUGCCCCAAACUUCAGGCCCACGUUCCAGUAUUUCACGUGGCACACCUGUGUGCUGGGCAUUGCGGGCUGUCUUGUCAUGGUGUUCCUCAUCAGCCCCAUCUAUGCCUCGGCCAGCGUGGCCUUCAUGGUGGUCCUCCUCGUGGCUCUCCAUUACCUGUCGCCCAGCAGCAGCUGGGGCUACAUUAGCCAAGCCCUCAUCUUCCACCAGGUCCGUAAGUAUCUGCUGAUGUUGGACAUCCGCAAGGAACACGUCAAGUUUUGGCGUCCCCAAGUCCUGCUCAUGGUACGGAACCCUCGGACGUCCCUGCAGCUGAUCAGCUUCAUUAAUGACCUGAAGAAGAGCGGCUUGUAUGUGCUCGGUCACGUGGAGCUGAACAACCUCGACUCCCUGCCUGCCGACCCGCUGGCCGACCAGUCUGACUCGUGGCUGCAGCUCGUGGACAAACUGAACAUCAAGGCCUUCGUCAACCUGACGCUCUCGGACUCGGUGAGGCACGGCACCCAGCAGCUGCUUUUCAUCUCUGGCUUGGGAGGCAUGAGGCCUAACACCGUUGUGCUAGGUUUCUACGACAACAGUGCCUCCCAGGACUGCCUGUCCCAACACCCGUCCUUCAGCAGCGAGGAGGCGGCCUGGCAGAAUUUCCCUCCGGUGUUGAAAUCGGAGAGCCAGAAGCGGCUGUCCUCCCGCGAGUACGUGGCCAUUAUAGCCGACGCGGGGAAGAUGCUUCGUAACGUCCUGCUUGCCCGCUACUUCGACGAGCUGAAGCUGCCUCAGGCGUUAGGGUGGCGGGCACAGCCCCUCAUUGACGUCUGGCCCAUCAAUUUGCUGCGUCCGGACAGCGCUCGCUACGUGGACACCAGCAGCCUCUUCCUGCUCCAGAUGGCCUGCGUCCUAGCGAUGGCCCGGGCCUGGCGCCGGGCCCGCUUGCGCCUGUUCCUGUGCGUGGAGAGCGGCACCCGGCCCCGUGGCCAGGAGGACAAGUUGCGGCAGCUCCUGAAGGACCUGCGCAUCCAAGCGGACAUCCACAUGGUGCCAUGGGACGACGUGGUCGCCCUCCACUGGCACAGCCGCCAGGAGGGAGCAGGAGAGGGUGACGUCAUCAACUUCCCGGGCAAUGUUGCCUGCGUUUCCGACGAGUAUCUGGGCGCAGUCAACCAGCUCAUUCUCCGGCAGAGCUCCGCGCCCACCGUCCGCUUCCUCUACCUGCCCCGUCCCCCCGCCGAUACCAACCUGUACCUCAGGUACUUGGUUCAGCUUGAACUCCUCACCCGUGGGUUGGGGCCCACUUUGCUGGUGCACGGGGUCAGUGCUGUGACCAGCACCGAACUGUAGGCCACGUGCGUGAGGUCUCUGAGUAAUGGGCUCAGGGCGGUUUGCUUGCUGUUGUACACUAUGGUCAAGGGUUUGGUGACUAGCGAAACACCGGACUGGGAUAAUGUAUGAAGGAACAAAGGCGAGACGAGCUGAAGAGAGAUUACUGCAGCUCCUCUAUUCGCUCUGCCUGAGCUGGCUCUCGUCACCCGUCUUCCCUUUUCCCCACAAAUUGGGCCACUUUUGAGGCCUCCCAAACACGGGAACAGUGAGCAAGGCCUGGUGCUCGGCAAAGCUGUUGUAGCCACGAGAGGACUGUUACCACCAUGUGCCUUCUGCUUGCACUGUUCCUUUGCACUCCGGCAGAGGUGGAACGUAGCAAGACCAAGGAAUGUCAAGCCAGCACCGGGUUCCUCGAUUCGACUCUUGUCAGCAAGGAAUCUCCAUGGGUCAGUGGCCUUGGAAACUCUGGGACCGCCACCUUUCUUUUGACACUUGUAGAAAUGGGAACAAAAUUAAAAAUGGCAUUGUUGGAUCUAA